GCGCCGCCUCCACCGCCCGAGGUCCGCGCGCUCCGCAGCAGGGUGCAGACCCCGGGCGCCCGCCCGGGUCUGGGGCGCAAGAGCAAGAGGCGGAGCCCGGGCGGAGCCAGAGCGCCCCGUCCACCCGUCACCCCCGGCAAUCGAAAGCGAAAGAGGGGGCCGGGAAGGAAGGGCGGGGCCGCCCGGAGGCCCCGCCCCCUGCCCUGCGCGGCUGCUGGACCCGCGGGCGCGCCCAGGUAAGGCGGCUCCGAGCGCGCAGUGCGGACCCUCGCGGGAACCUGCGCCGCCGCCACCAUGUCUCAAGAAGGUGUGGAGCUGGAGAAAAGCGUCCGGCGCCUCCGGGAGAAGUUUCAUGGGAAGGUAUCCUCCAAGAAGGCGGGGACUCUGAUGAAGAAAUUUGGCAGCGACCACACGGGAGUGGGGCGCUCCAUCGUGUACGGGGUAAAGCAGCAAGAUGGACAGGAACUGAGUAAUGACCUGGAUGCCCAGGACCCACCAGAGGAUAUGAAGCAGGACCAGGACAUCCAGGAUGUGGCGACCUCCCUCCUGCCACUGACAGAAGCCAACCUCCGCAUGUUCCAACGCGCCCAGGAAGACCUCAUUCCCGCCGUGGAUCGGCAGUUUGCCUGUUCCUCCUGUGACCAUGUCUGGUGGCGGCGCGUACCCCAGAGGAAGGAGGUGUCCCGGUGCAGGAAGUGUCGAAAGCGCUAUGAGCCAGUGCCAUGUGACAAGAUGUGGGGUGUGGCUGAGUUCCACUGCCCGAGGUGUCGGCACAACUUCCGGGGCUGGGCACAGAUGGGGUCCUCAUCCCCCUGCUACGGGUGCGGCUUCCCCGUGUAUCCAACACGGAUCCUCCCUCCACGCUGGGACCGGGACACCGACCGCCGCAGCACCCACACCCACUCCUGCUCGGCUGCCGAUUGCUACAACCGGCGAGAGCCCCACAUGCCUGGGACGUCCUGCGCACACCCCAAGAGCCGAAAGCAGAACCACCUGCCCAAAGUCCUGCACCCCAGCAACCCCCACAUCAGCAGUGGCUCCACUGUGGCCACCUGCCUGAGCCAGGGGGGCCUCCUGGAAGACCUGGACAACCUCAUCCUGGAGGACCUAAAGGAGGAACUGGAGGAAGAGGAGGAGGAGGGUGGGCACAGGGAGUGACCCCUGACAGGGGCAGAUGCAAGCCAGACACACUCUGUGGAGAUUUUGUGUUGUUAUAAAAUAUGAGCUCAAACUGCGAUCUAAACACCCUUCUGGAGCCAUUUGGGUCUGAGAUGCCAGCAGGGGGACUCCUGGGUCCCGUUUUCAGGGGGACAACAGGACAGACUGUGGGAUGCGGCCCCCGCUAAGUCACAAAGCAAGUGUGGCCAGGACAACUUGGGCUCCUGCUGACAAAUGUCCCCUGGGACCUGGGGGACAGACGGACGGAUGGUCACAGCUUCAGGGGCCGGAUCAGCAUGGCGGCCUUCUUGAGAGAGUAAGCCCCGCCACGAAACUCGGCCCAGUAGACGCCGUCUUGGUAGCGGCUGCGGUAAUGGCCACCACGGUGCCACACGCCGUUGAGGUUCGAGUGGGCACAGGCGUGGUACCACCAGCCUCCCCGAUGGUACAAGGCACAGUUACCUGAGGGGCGAGAAAACCCAUAUCCUGUCACCAAAAUAAAAGCCUCUACCACUGCC
Molecule: messenger RNA, 1676 nt
Organism: Mirounga angustirostris (Northern elephant seal)
Lineage: Eukaryota; Metazoa; Chordata; Mammalia; Carnivora; Phocidae
Gene: SHFL
Product: shiftless antiviral inhibitor of ribosomal frameshifting
Exons: 8
Coding region: 295-1158 (287 amino acids)
Biological process (GO): viral translational frameshifting; innate immune response
Molecular function (GO): ribosome binding; sequence-specific mRNA binding
Source: RefSeq, a predicted model, not a curated record